CGAAGACCAUUUCGUGCUGCGGGAAGAAAGUCAGAUACCCAGUGCCAGAGGGGAAGAGAGGGAGGGGGAGGGAGAGGAGUCGUGCUCAAGACGACAAUAGAGGGCGGAAUUCCGGUCUCUUUUCCCUUCUUUCUCGUUGUAGCGGGAAUCGAUGGAGGGAAGGAGGAAGCGAUCGGGUCCCCUCUUCGCCCUCCUUCUCUCGCUAGGGCUUCUCUCGAACCUCCUACUGCAGGCCUCGGCUCUGUCCGUCACCGUCAACGACGUCGAGUGCCUCUACGAGUACGUCCUCUACGAGGGCGAUAACAUUUCCGGCAACUUCGUCGUUGUGGAUCACGAUAUCUUUUGGAGUUCCGAUCACCCCGGCAUCGAUUUCACCGUGACAUCCCCAGGAGGAAAUGUGAUUCACACCGAGAAGGGGACGUCUGGGAAUAAGUUCCAACUGAAGGCUCCAAGAAGUGGAAUGUACAAGUUCUGCUUCCACAAUCCUUAUUCAACACCUGAAACGGUGUCGUUUCACAUACAUAUUGGUCACAUCCCUAAUGAGCAUGACCUUGCAAAAGACGAGCAUUUUGACCCUGUAAAUGUGAAGAUAGCUGAGCUUAGAGAAGCAUUGGAAUCUGUGACAGCAGAACAGAAGUAUCUGAAAGCGCGAGAUUCUCGCCAUCGUCACACAAAUGAGAGCACCAGGAGGAGGCUUUUUGCUUAUACCAUUGCAGAGUACUUGGCUUUAGUAUCUGCGAGCGUUCUUCAGGUCUUUUACAUCCGCCGCCUGUUUAGCAAGACCGUGGCGUACAACAGAGUUUAGAUGCCGGACCAUAGUUUACUUCGCAGGGAUGUCUUGUCAGUUUUAAGUUUGUACUGUAGCAUAUCUUCCAACUGAAUUACGAACCUGUUGAAUACUGGAUAUGCUUCACUUGGAAUCUUGACACUGUAGCAGUUGACACCUUUUUCUCCAUUACUAAAAUUUGGACUUUUUUUUUCCCUUGUUGCGUUCCUGCCAAGACUGAAUACCAUGUACCGCUUGUAUCGGAAUUCGAGUAUUUCAAGUGUCAUAGGGUGUCAUCUCUUGAGAUGAUUCUUUGUUGUCUACAGAUACAAUGAGAAAUUGGGAAUGUUUAGACGGCUUGUACCUUCCCCAUC
This is a messenger RNA of Nymphaea colorata (pocket water lily), 1140 nucleotides long. RefSeq names its product transmembrane emp24 domain-containing protein p24beta3. NCBI's taxonomy places the organism in Eukaryota, Viridiplantae, Streptophyta, Magnoliopsida, Nymphaeales, Nymphaeaceae. The record is from RefSeq and is a predicted model, not a curated record. Gene Ontology annotation, cellular component: COPII-coated ER to Golgi transport vesicle; Golgi apparatus; endoplasmic reticulum. The transcript is spliced from 4 exons. Gene Ontology annotation, biological process: intracellular protein transport; Golgi organization; endoplasmic reticulum to Golgi vesicle-mediated transport. Bases 152 to 805 code for a protein of 217 amino acids.